AUCAGGUAAACAAGACGUGGUGGGUGAUGGACUGAUAGUGUCGACUGUCUGGAGGUGUUGUUAAGUUAGGGCUCAGUGGCUGACAGAUUGCCGCCACUACCAUGGGUAAAGGAUUCAAUAACUACAUGUGCAAGAAAUUCUUCCACCCAGCGUCUAGAGAUAAUUUAAAACGGGUGUGGAUAGCUGAGCAGAAGGCUGAUGCAGAGCGCAAGAAGCAAGAUGAACUUCGCAUCCAGUAUGAGAAAGAGCAGGAACUGUAUAACAAUAAAGCCCUCCUGGCAAAAGGGGAGAACAAAGAAAAGUUAUCACUGAACUUUAUGUAUGAAGCUCCUGCCGGGGUUAAGAAGGAGAGGGAAAAGGAAGAUGGAGAACCGGAAUAUAAAUUUGAAUGGCAGCGCAAAUUCAAUGCACCAAGAGAGAGCUACUGCAAGGAUGAUGAUACAAUCCGCGAUCAACCAUUCGGAAUUGCGGUGCGUAAUGUGAGAUGCAUUAAGUGCAAAGCUUGGGGUCACAUCAACACUGAUAAGGAGUGUCCGCUUUAUGGCCGAGUGCUGGAGCCCACUGAUGAUUCUGGCAAUGUGGAUCACAAGGAAUUGGCUGCAGGAAUGAUAGAUGAUGGUUUACGUCUUAAAAACUUUGCAGCCAUGACUUCUGGAAUCUAUGGGCAUUUACAGAACCCUCUUGCUAGAAAUCAGCGGUUGUUAUCCAGUGAUGAAGAGAGCAUGGAUGAAUAUACACUUUUAAAAUCAUUAACAACUAAGGAGAAAAAGAAGCUUCUGAGAAAACUUGAGAAACUAGACAAAAAGAAAAGGGGUAAGAAAUCUAAGAAAGCCAAAAAGAAGAAAAAUUUAGAAACUUCAUCCAGUGAUGAUUCUUCUGACUCAGAAUCUGAAAAAGAGAAAAAGAAGAGGAAGAAAAAAAAGCAAGAAAGCAAAAGGAAGAUGAAAUAUAGUUACGGCAGCUCAGAUUCAGAAUCUGAAGAUGACAAGGAAAAGAAGAGGAAAAAAAGAAGAGAGUCUGCUGAGGAGAAACCUGACACCCAGGCCCUCUUGAGAGAAAUAACAAAGGGCUUAAAAGUUGACUUUAUUGGGUGUGAUAACCCUUUCAGUAACACCAGUCAUGUGAAAUUCAAGCAUGAAAAGUUUUCCGGUGAUGAGGAAGACAUCACCAAACAUCGUGACAAACAAGAAAAAAGAUACGAGCGGGGGAAUCAUAAAGUGAGUGAACGAGAGACAGGGAAAGGAAGCUGUGGGCAACAAAUGAACCACGAGAACAAGAAGAAAUUUGAAAGUAUAGAGAACACAGGAAAAAGGGAAAGAGCGUGGGAUUUCUGGAGUAAGAAUGAGAGCAAAGAGAGUAAUUCAGAAAAUAGGAAAAAGGCAGACUGGUAUACAGAUAAAAGAAGCCCAGAUCAAAUAAAUGGCAGAGAGCAAAGUGAAAGCAAGAAAGGAAGAAGCCAUUAUAAAGAUGCAGAGGAGAAAGGAGGAAAAGAAAAAUUGAGAGAGAGAGAGAGAAGUAGAGACAGAGAUAAUCAGCAGAGGAGCAGAGAUAGAAACAGAAAUGAUAGAGAGAGAAGCAGAGAUAUUAAGAGGGACAAAAGGCAGAGUAGUAGAGACAGAAGCAGAGAUAAUAGGCAGAAAAGCAUCGAAAAGGAUUGGUCAAGAGAAAAGAGAGAGAAGGACAAAAAAAAAACUGAUUCAGACAGGUACAGAGUAAAACAGGAACACAGUAGAGAUAGAAACAGGUAAAUAUAAUGAUGUAAUAAGUCGAGGAUAGAUUUAGACUCGCCUGAAGAUUAACCCCGUUGGUUAUUUCAUCUGGUAAUUAAACACCCUUGGGGUUAGGUUUUAGGUCAGGUGAGCAUUAAUAUGGUUAAUCAUCAGGUGAAAUAACUGGGGGCUAAUCUCAGGUGAGUAGAUUUAUUUCGAAUUUUUGUUAGUUAGAAUAUAAAAUUUAGACUCCAUGUGUCUACAGUAUUCACACACAGUUUUACAUUACAGUCUUGUGGUAUCAAUAUGAUCAGGGAAAAUCUGUACAUUAUGAAAACAAGAAUCUUGACAAAAUGAAAAAUCCUUUAAGAAAUAAAGUGGUUGUCAUUACAGUUAUACUAGUGUAUAGUAUUUUGAUAUUACCUUCAAUAUAUUGAUUACAAUUUUAGAAUAAUUUUGAAUGUUUUGUGUCAAACUUUUGUUCCUGGCCCACAAUCAUUAAAUUUUAUUUCCUUAA
Molecule: messenger RNA, 2226 nt
Organism: Homarus americanus (American lobster)
Lineage: Eukaryota; Metazoa; Arthropoda; Malacostraca; Decapoda; Nephropidae
Product: corepressor interacting with RBPJ 1-like
Exons: 4
Coding region: 102-1748 (548 amino acids)
Biological process (GO): negative regulation of DNA-templated transcription
Cellular component (GO): nucleus
Molecular function (GO): transcription corepressor activity
Source: RefSeq, a predicted model, not a curated record